UCUUUCACGUUCGGUCGCCCAUAUUAAGUAGUAACAGAGAAGAAAAGAUAUCGUAUCCAAAAUUACCAUUCAGUCCAGCCAUGGCAUCGAAGCUUCUAGCUUCCGCUUUCAGCCGAACUUUAGCAAGGACCACCGCCACUGCCGCUUCUCGUGGCUUAUCCACCGCCGCGGCAGCCGUGGCGGUUCCAUCACCCGGACCAGAUGAGGAUCAGGGAGUCAUAACAGUCAAAGGAGUGAAAAUCUCUGCUCGGCCUCUAUACCUAGAUAUGCAAGCAACUUCUCCGGUGGACCCCAGAGUCUUGGAUGCUAUGCUUCCAUACUAUCUCGCGCGUUUUGGAAAUCCUCACUCUCGUACUCAUCUUUACGGCUGGGAGUCCGAUUCUGCCGUGGAGACAGCCAGAUCUCAGGUGGCGGAGCUAAUCGGCGCGUCUCCUAAAGAAAUCGUUUUUACUUCGGGAGCAACGGAGUCUAAUAAUAUUUCGAUUAAAGGUGUGAUGAAAUUUUACAAAGAGAAGAAACGACAUGUCGUUACUACUCAAACGGAGCAUAAGUGCGUGCUUGAUUCUUGCCGCCAUCUUCAACAGGAAGGUUUUGAGGUCACUUACCUACCUGUAAGAAACGAUGGGAUUGUCGAUUUGGAAAAAUUGCGUUCUGCUAUUAGGCCUGAUACUGGACUGGUGUCGGUUAUGGCGGUGAACAAUGAGAUUGGUGUAAUUCAACCGAUGGAGGAAAUUGGGAAAAUUUGUAAGGAAUUUAAUGUGCCAUUUCACACCGAUGCUGCCCAAGCACUGGGUAAGAUUCCAAUUGAUGUGGAGAAAUGGAAUGUUAGUUUGAUGUCAUUGAGUGGACACAAGAUAUAUGGUCCCAAAGGAAUUGGAGCUUUGUAUAUGCGCAGGCGACCUAGAAUUAGAGUGGAGCCCCAAAUGAAUGGAGGUGGACAAGAGAGAGGGAUACGAAGUGGGACUGUGCCCACUCCUUUGGUCGUAGGAAUGGGUGCUGCUUGUGAACUGGCGAAGAAGGAAAUGGAAUAUGAUGAUAAGAGAAUUCGGGCUUUGCAGGAGAGGCUAUUGAAUGGAAUUAAAGCUAAACUUGAUGGAGUUGUGGUAAAUGGUAGUGUAGAGAGGCGAUAUGCAGGGAAUCUGAAUGUUUCUUUUGCUUAUGUGGAAGGGGAGAGCUUGUUGAUGGGAUUGAAGGAUGUGGCUGUCUCUAGUGGGAGUGCCUGCACUAGUGCGAGCUUGGAGCCUUCAUAUGUGUUGAGAGCAUUGGGGGUGGAUGAGGAUAUGGCGCAUACUUCAAUAAGGUUCGGCAUUGGGAGGUUUACCACAGAAGAGGAGAUUGAUAGGGCCAUUGAGCUUACAGUGAAGCAGGUGGAAAAGUUAAGAGAAAUGAGCCCGCUUUAUGAGAUGGUGAAGGAAGGGAUUGAUAUUAAGCAGAUCCAGUGGGCACAACACUGAUAGACGAUUACAGGAAGCUACAAAUAUAAGGUAAGUGAGACAGUUUGGAAAAUGGAUUUUAUCCUGGACGAAGACGCCCCAUCGAGCUGGAGCCGUCAAAACGCACGGGUUCUGAUAGACGGGUUAUCAUACAGGUUCUUACUUUCUGCUGUACUUGUACAUGCUCUUGAGAAGUUUCCUAGGUAAACUAGGUAGAAUUUUGGUCCUAGUUGUUUUCUUAAACUUAAAACUAUGUGGAAUUAUCUUCUAUGUAUGAGCAUAACAUAAUUUAACAACAGGAAUAAUAAGGUACGCUUCCGCUGCAGAUGUGGAAGUUAUUUUCUGUUGUAUCUUUACCUCAUUGAUUUCUCUUAUGGUGUUAUGCUUAAUUCACUUGUGAAUAGAUUAUAUUUGCGCAGUC
Molecule: messenger RNA, 1854 nt
Organism: Jatropha curcas
Lineage: Eukaryota; Viridiplantae; Streptophyta; Magnoliopsida; Malpighiales; Euphorbiaceae
Gene: NFS1
Product: nitrogen fixation S (NIFS)-like 1
Biological process (GO): [2Fe-2S] cluster assembly
Cellular component (GO): cytosol; mitochondrion
Molecular function (GO): pyridoxal phosphate binding; cysteine desulfurase activity
Source: RefSeq, a predicted model, not a curated record